CUGCCACCUGCCGGAAAUGCGUUAAACGUUGUGUUUACACAGGAAACGUAAUAUAAAUCUAAACGAAUCGUUUAGAAAGCAACGCUACUGAGUUUCGAAAAUAAUUUAUGAUUCUGGCAUAGUUAACAAAUACAAAUGGCUUUUUACGAUAAUGAACAUUGGCUUUUGUCACACAUCAGGGAUAGUUUCUUAUCAACCGACAAUACAGGCCAAUGUGAGAUGGUAAUGCUUGUAGAGGACAUACCAAAGCAAUUAAAAUCAAAUGGCACGUUGCAAUGUUAUCCUGGCAUAGAAGAGAGCGAUGAUGAAGAUUUAGAUGCUCUCGCAGAGUCUUAUGACAUACAAAUGGAUAUGGAAUACAGUCAUAGAGAACGUACUAACACUGCUCAGAGAUUAGAGAAAAUGGAUCUUGAAAGAGAAAAGGCUGCUAAAGUUAGUGUAAAGUGGAGAGAUGAUCCUGUUGUACCUAAUUCUCAGCAAUCAGAAUUAUUUCAAAGAAAAGACUUUCGUAAAAAGACUGGUGAAACUAAGAAACAUUCCCUUUUAUCUGAACAACUUGAAAAGUGCCCAAAUAUACCACAAAAUCCAUACAUACAAUAUGCUAAAUUCGAUGGCAGUGUGCAAGUAGAUAUUCCUACAAGGAAGUACAGGAUAUUCAUGUGUAUGUUACCUAAAAAACAAAGAAUGUAUCCCCUUCAAGUAGUUGUACUUGCUACAGCUAAAGUAAUAGAAUUCAUUGGACUAAUUUGCUAUAAGUAUGCAAAUGAACAUCCAUAUCAUCCUCUAAAGGAGGAUAUUACAAGAUAUGGUCUAUACUUUACCGAAGAUGAUGGAGAAGUCGACUGGGACUUACCGUGCUUGGAUCCUAGAGAAGUAAUAUCUAAAUUUGAGUUUACGACUCUAGGUCUUGCGGAGAUGAAACCAAGCGAUAGGGCACAGCACAACAUGUUCAGCUGGGUUAAGACGUCGCAAGCGUCGUUGGAAUCAGAUCUUUUUUUAGAAGUUAAAAACGAAGAACAAGAAGUUGCUGAAGACUUAGCAAAAAUGGAAGGACACGCGACUGCCAUGGAAGCACCGCUAUAUCAGUCGUAUAGGGUAUACAUAAUUAAUAAAGUUAGAACCAAGACUGAAAUAUAUCUUGGAAUAUCAGGUGAGAAGAUUGAAAUCAAUCCGAUAAUAACUGGGAAAGGUGCAGGUCGUUUUUGGAACAGGCAAAGAGCUGUCAGUUACCGAAUAGACAAUAUUGCCUGGUGUGAAAUAACAGAAACGAAGGGAUCAAAAACAAUUUUUACAUUAGUCUAUACACCGCAUGCUUCCACUUCUGAAAACACUUUAGUAUCAUCCGGACAGACACACUCUCUACAUCAAUCAGUGUCGUUCAAGAAUCAUGAAUUUGAAGCUGAUUCGAUAACGGCUGAGGAGAUUGUAAGAAAAAUAAAUCAUAUAUUGGAAUUACAUAAUAGUACAUCCAGGAAAGAAUAUCUAUUAAGAGUACUCCAGAAGGAAAGAAAAGCGGUGAUACGAAAGAGCUUUACCUUGCACAGAUGACAACUCGAUUGGUUUCUGUAUUCCAUAUUGAAAUAUUUGAAACAUUAAUUGUGUUUAUGUGUCGAGAAUUGAAACAAGUAUUUAUUUCGGUAUCAGUGUAAUUUUACAAUUGUUUUAAUGAUCAUAAAGUUCUUAUACUAAAAAGAGAAGACUACUGAAAGAAUAUCUAAUGCUUUCAUUUGCCUAAAAUUCUUCUCAUUUCCAGUACAAAUAUGUACAAGAAUACAUUUUUGUAUUAAUUUUGUACAAAAUUAAACAUUUAUUUUACUUCA
Messenger RNA from Ceratina calcarata, 1820 nucleotides. It is a transcript of the gene Sin1, whose product is annotated as SAPK-interacting protein 1. Bases 136 to 1548 code for a protein of 470 amino acids. Gene Ontology annotation, cellular component: TORC2 complex; cytoplasm; plasma membrane. NCBI's taxonomy places the organism in Eukaryota, Metazoa, Arthropoda, Insecta, Hymenoptera, Apidae. The transcript has 7 exons. The record is from RefSeq and is a predicted model, not a curated record. Gene Ontology annotation, biological process: TORC2 signaling. Gene Ontology annotation, molecular function: phosphatidylinositol-4,5-bisphosphate binding.